This is a messenger RNA of Raphanus sativus (radish), 5430 nucleotides long. RefSeq lists its product as uncharacterized. The transcript has 5 exons. Gene Ontology annotation, molecular function: nucleic acid binding; aspartic-type endopeptidase activity. NCBI's taxonomy places the organism in Eukaryota, Viridiplantae, Streptophyta, Magnoliopsida, Brassicales, Brassicaceae. Gene Ontology annotation, biological process: DNA integration; proteolysis. The record is from RefSeq and is a predicted model, not a curated record. Bases 1 to 5430 code for a protein of 1809 amino acids.
AUGGCACUGUGGCAAGAAGGCUGGUGCCAUAAGGUGUUCAUAAGGAAGAGGAAGGAUGGAGUUGAAGUGAAAGAACAGAGUGGGGAAGAAAAGCACGAGAGUGACGUGGAGGAGAAGAAAGAAGCGGGAGUUCUUAAUCAAUACGAAGUACUUUACAGAAGAGAGUUACAUAGAUCCAGAAUCUAUCACUGGUGCGGUGAGCGUGGAUCGAACACGCGACCUUCAGAUUGGGAUGAUUUUAAGCAGAGGAUGUUACUGCGAUUUACAGAAUCGAUUGAUGAUGAACCAGAGACUAGACUGUUUACAUUGAAACAAACAGGAACGGUAGCUGACUACGUUUCAGAGUUUGAAACACUUUCAGCUCAAGUAACUGGCUUAUCUGAUCGAUUACUCGAGAGGUUGUUCUAUACGGGGUUGAGUACUGAGAUGAAGGAAGUGAUACGCAUGAAGGAACCUCACGGCUUACAAAACUUCAUUUCUGCAGUGAUAAGAAUGGAGUCCAGUGUGUUUUGUAAGGUGGUUAGUACUACAACAGUCCAGACUAGUAACAGGAAGACGAAUGCAGCACCUCCGAAGUGGCAAAACAAUGACAAGAAUAAGAGCAUUGUCUUACCUAAUAAAGAGAAUGUCGCCCCAGCGCAGACUUACCAGAGGCCAAGACUGAAACAUUCUGAUGCAGAACUUGAUGCAAUGCGAAGAGAUAAGAUUUGCUUCAAGUGCAAGGCACCGUGGUCUCGCGCUCAUGCUGACGUAUGUCCUAACAAGGAACUACGGAUCUUGACAUUGCUUAAUGGCUGGGAAGUAGAAGUGUUAGAGCAAGAAGAAGAAGCAAUGAUCAUGAACAACAACUAUAAUGGAAACGAGUUAAUGACUCUGUCAUAUAACUCUUUCCUUGGGAUUUCUUCUCCAAAGACAACUAAGAUGAGAGGGAGAAUAAAUCAAAAGGAGAUAAUUGUCAUGCUUGAUAGCGGAGCAUCCCACAACUUCAUUUCACCUUCGGUUGUGGAUAAGCUACAUUUGAAAGUUUCUGCAGAUUGUGGCUUAGAUGUGCUGUUAGGGAAUGGAGUUACUGUGAAAGCAUUUGGAGUAUGCCGAGCAGUUAACUUUGUCCUCAAUGAUACAGUAUUCACAUCAGACUUUAUCUCCUUAGAACUGGGAAGUGUUGAUGUCAUUUUAGGUGUUCAAUGGCUGGAAACGUUAGGUAGAUGUGAGGUUGAUUGGAAGGAGCAGGAACUCACAUUUACUUAUCGGGGAAAACGGGUGACUUUGCUCGGUGAUAAAGAGUUGCAUAACACCAAGUUUUCCUUAAAGUCAUUGUCUCCUUACUGUAGUAGUGUUACCAGGAGGGACGUACAGUGCUCUACUACAGUGGUGACAUCCUUAGUACCAGAAGUUAACAAAGAACUCCAACACGUCUUGGACAAAUAUGAUGCUUUAUUCGCUUUACCAGAAGGCCUGCCUCCCAUCAGAGGACAGGAACAUGCUAUCAACUUGGUGCAAGGAAUCUCAGCGGUAUCAGUUCACCCAUACCGCUAUCCUCAUGCCAGGAAGGUAGUCAUGGAACAAAUGGUUAACGAAAUGUUACAAAGCGGCAUCAUACGUCCAAGCGUUAGUCCAUUUUCGAGCCCAGUGUUAUUGGUCAAGAAGAAAGAUGGUGGGUUUCGAUUCUGUGUGGACUACAGAGCGUUAAAUCGUUCAACUAUACCUGACAAGUAUCCUAUUCCGGUUAUAGACCAGUUAUUGGAUGAGUUAUAUGGAGCUGCUGUCUUUUCUAAGUUGGAUUUGAGGUCUGGUUAUCAUCAAAUCAGAAUGAGAGAAGAAGAUAUAGAGAAGACUGCAUUUCGAACAGUGGAGGGACAUUAUGAAUUCUUGGUUAUGCCUUUUGGGUUGACAAAUGCUCCAGCUACUUUUCAAGCUCUGAUGAACAAGAUAUUCAAACCAUUCCUGCGGAAGUUUGUCCUAGUCUUCUUUGAUGACAUUCUAGUCUACAGUCCUAACAUGGAGGUUCAUCUUGAACAUCUACAACAAGUACUAGAUGUUUUACAGGAACAGAGGUUAUUUGCAAACAAGAAGAAAUGUACAUUUGGUGUGAGUCAAGUGGAGUAUUUGGGUCACAUUAUUUCCAGUGAAGGUGUGGGCACUGAUCGUCACAAGACGGAGGCAAUGGAUCGUUGGCCAACUCCGAAGUCGGUUAAACAGUUGAGAGGGUUUUUGGGUUUAACAGGGUAUUACCGCAAAUUUGUGAGAAACUAUGGGGUUAUAGCAAGACCUUUAACACAUCUUCUGAAGAAAGAGAAUUUUUUAUGGUCAGGAGAAGCGCAAACAGUUUUUACCGAUUUGAAGAGAGCAAUGACGACAGCACCGGUAUUGGUUUUGCCUGACUUUACAAAGGUUUUUGUAGUCGAAACAGAUGCUUCAGGCAUAGGAGUGGGAGCGGUGUUGAUGCAAGACAAACGGCCUAUAGCAUUUUUCAGUCAUGCCUUAACAGAUAGAGAGAAGUUGAAACCUGCAUACGAGAGGGAACUGAUGGCAGUGGUCAUGGCUGUGAGGAAAUGGAAACAUUACUUGUUGGGCAGGAAGUUUCAAGUGCACACGGAUCAGAGGAGUAUCAAGUAUCUCUUGGAACAGAAGGAAGUGAAUAUGGAAUAUCAGAGGUGGUUAACAAGGCUGUUGGGUUUUGAUUUUGAGAUUUUUUACAAACCGGGUUGUGAGAAUAAAGCUGCAGAUGGUCUUUCAAGGAGCAUGGCGUGUACGAUGACACUACUGGCAGUAACAGUUCCGUUUGUUUUACAGUGGGAAGAUCUUUAUAAAGAAAUUGAGGAAGAUGCAGUGAUUCAAGAUUUGAUCAAGAAGUUGACAGAUAAAAGUUUGGUGUCUGCGAAGUUAGUGGUUAUUGAAGGAAGGUUAUGGUCCAAGCAGAGAUUGAUGAUUCCUUCGUCAUCAAAGUUUAUACCUUUAAUUCUUCAUGAGUGUCAUGAUAGUAAGAUGGGAGGACAUUCAGGUGUAUUGAAGACUUUAAAACGAGUUCAGCGUUCCUUUACUUGGCGAGGGAUUAAACAGACAGUUAAGGAUUACGUAGCAGAGUGUAAUGUUUGUCAGACUCAUAAACAUUCUACUCUGGUACCGGCUGGUUUGUUGAAUCCUUUACCAAUUCCGACGCGGGUAUGGGAAGAUAUCAAUAUGGAUUUCAUUGAAGGCUUACCAACAUCAGGAGGAGUUAAUAUGAUUUUGGUGGUAGUGGAUCGUUUGAGUAAAUCAGCUCAUUUCAUUGGUCUCAAGCAUCCUUUCUCGGCGUCGGAUUUGGCUAAAAAGUUUGUUUCGGAGAUUGUGAAGUUACAUGGGUAUCCAGCUAGCAUUGUUUCAGAUCGUGACAGAUUGUUCUUGAGUAAUUUCUGGAAGGAAUGUUUCAAACUGGCUGGGACGAAGCUCAAGUAUAGCACAGCAUUUCACCCACAAACUGAUGGCCAGACGGAGGUCUUGAAUCGGUGUUUAGAAACAUAUCUUCGGUGUUUUGUUUCUUCACAUCCACGUACUUGGUCUCAGUUUCUUUGUUGGGCUGAGUAUUGGUAUAAUACUUCUUAUCAUACCGCGUUGCACGAGACACCUUUUAAAGUUCUUUAUGGGAGAGACCCUCCGGAGUUGUUGAGAUUUGAACAGGGCUCUACUAAGAACUUUGAUCUUGAAGAGUCUUUGAAACAGAGAGAUGCUAUGCUUGUGUGGCUGAAGAGGUGUUUAUUAAGGGCUCAGGAAGUGAUGAAGACACAGGCGGAUAAGAAGCGCAGGGAUGUGCAGUUAGUGGUGGGAGAUAUGGUGUAUUUGAAGCUCAGACCUUAUAGGCAACAAUCAGUGGUGCAGAGGUUUUGUCAGAAAUUAGCUGCUAAAUUCUAUGGACCGUAUAAGAUCAUUGAAAAGAUUGGGCAAGCAGCUUACAAGUUGGAGUUACCACAAGGUUCGAGAAUUCAUCCGGUGUUUCACAUUUCACAGUUGAAGAAGAUGAUAGGUCAACAUGUGCAAGCGACAUUGUUACCUCCAGUUUGUUUGGGUGAAGAGUUGCUAGAGUCGUUUCCAGAGGAUGUUUUGGCUAAACGCUUUACCAGCGAGGGAAAUACAGAGUUCUUGGUUCGUUGGGCUGGCAAAACUUCAAUGGAGGAUUCGUGGAUGUCUUCAGUGGAAUUCGUGGCUCGUUUUCCUUCUUACAAGCUUGAGGGCAAGCUUGGUUUCGAUGGGCGGGGUAUUGAUAGGUGCCAUAAGGUGUUCAUAAGGAAGAGGAAGGAUGGAGUUGAAGUGAAAGAACAGAGUGGGGAAGAAAAGCACGAGAGUGACGUGGAGGAGAAGAAAGAAGCGGGAGCGGUGAUCGGAGUCCUAACUCACUACAAAAAGAAUGAGUCGUUUAUAAGUAUUGGAAGAGCUGUUGAGAAAGGUACGGUUGGGUCUGGUUUAGUAUGUUUGUCGAUCACACCGGUCACAUUGACUGGUGAGAACUACGCUGAGUGGGUGUCAGACUUGGAGAAUGCGCUUCGUGCAAAGCGGAAGAUUGGUUUCAUUAAUGGAACCUUGUUGAUGCCGAACGAGAAAGAGAAGCCGGCGGAGGCUGAGGUGUGGAGAAACGUCAAAUCCAUGAUUGUGGGUUGGAUAAGAGCUUCAAUCUCUCUUAUGGUGCGCUCGGCGGUGACGUUCACACCGGAUGCCUACAAGAUGUGGAGCGACUUGAAGAGGAGAUUCUCAAUAGGGAAUGCUGUACGAGUUCAUCAGUUGAAGGCUGAGUUAGCAGCGUGUAAACAAGAUGGCUCGAGUGUCUUGGAGUACUUCAGCAGGCUUUCAUUGAAGUGGGAGGAGCUGCUGAACUAUAAGCCACUUCCGACAGGUACCUGUGGUGCUUCGGAGAAGAACAGUCAAGAUUAUGAAGAAGAGAAAGUUCAUAAUUUUCUUAUGGGACUGGAUGAUGCAAGGUUUGGGAAUCUCUGCACCACUAUUAUUGGGAUGGAUCCAUUACCAGACCUGAAAUCCGUGUAUCAAAGGGUCGUACAAGAAGAGAGAAGACUUCUGACGACUUGUGUGGAGACAAAGCAUGAUGCGAUUGGUUUUGCGGCUAAGACUGAUUCGUCUCAAGCUGACAAUGCAAACAUGAAUGGUUUGAUUGCUGCUGUAGCAAGAAGCAAAGGAGUAGUGUGCUCGCAUUGUAGACCAACAGGGCAUGAGAAGAAAGACUGUUGCCAGAUCAUCGGUUUCCAGACUGGUGGACAGAACGUAAUCAGGGCGGAGACCGCAGCAGUCGUGGCAGAGGGGUCGUGGACGCAGUGGACAACCACGAUCAAAUGCAAUGCAGGCUCAAAUCUCUGGUGGGACGAACUUUGGCUUGAGUGCAGAUCAAUGAGCCUCAUUGACAGCACUUCUGGAUCAACAAAAGUCACAACGUCACUCUCUUUUUAA